This is a messenger RNA of Drosophila ficusphila, 919 nucleotides long. RefSeq names its product kxDL motif-containing protein CG10681. The record is from RefSeq and is a predicted model, not a curated record. Gene Ontology annotation, cellular component: BORC complex. Bases 182 to 829 code for a protein of 215 amino acids. Lineage: Eukaryota; Metazoa; Arthropoda; Insecta; Diptera; Drosophilidae. Gene Ontology annotation, biological process: lysosome localization. The transcript has 3 exons.
UCUAAACAAACAGAAACAAAAGAAAAAGAAAAAAAACUAUAUAUUAAACAAAAUCGGUAGUUGUUAAAAUUGUAACAUUUUUAGAUAAUUUUUAAAAUCACGAAAAAUAAACUGUCAAAAAUCUUACUAUAAAAAAUCUCGCUUUAAGCCUGCACAAAAAAACCCUGAGGAGUAGGCAAUCAUGAGCCAUUUGGGCAUAACAGAUGUUCAUCAGUCCCAGGAUGCCACUCCGGACUUGGAAUCCUUUACUGGUUUUGGAAAUUCCGCUGCAGAAGCUUUUAUUCAAAGUUUGGCUGGAAUGGUGAACCAGGGCGAUGUGGAAACCAUGAUAAGGGCGCAAAAGCAAAUGCUGCAACGAUUUGAGAAAACCAAUGAGAUGCUGCUGAAUUGUAAUGCUCUAUCACAAAGUCGACUAAAAAGUGCCAGCGAGGAUUUCAAAAGGCAUGUAAAAUGCCUGAACGACAUGAAAAAGGAUCUGGACUAUAUAUUUCGUAAGAUACGAGUCAUCAAGCAAAAGCUUCAGUUGCAAUACCCCGCCAUUUAUGCGGAAGUCCAGCCUCAAAGGAGCAGUUUGGCUGAGGAAGCCGAGGAUGACACAGAAGCUCAGGCCAAAAAGUCAUCAGAACACAAUGCUCCUUCUGCAGGAAAACCUGUAGCAGCAACGGCAGCCACGAAGAAGAGUGCUGCCACCAUUGAGUAUGUGCAAAUGGAGGAGGCUGUGGAAAAUGGAACUGUGGAGAUCGAAAACGAAUUGAUCAAACGGGUCUGCUCCGUGGAAACGGCGAAUCCUAACGAUUCCUCCGAUUGCACAUCCGAAGAUACAGGUUGAAAGCUCUAUUCCAAUUAGUUAGCUUUAGUUUUAUAGUAAAUGUGUAAUGUAUAAUAAUUUAUUGGCUUAAAAUAUAAUCUGAUACUUGUA